AUGAGAACGUCCCUCUUUUACGCCCUCAACGGGGCCCUCGGGGUGGUCGCCCACGAGUCGCUUGCCCAUUUCAAGAUUGAAUCCGGCAAAGAAGAGCAUCACUCUCUUGAAGGAUGCUCAAAGGAUGGCAAGCACAAGUGGGUUCCCGACCCUGCGACAUUUGUCUUCCCUGAGAACGACUACAAGCCCGGCAACUCCUGGGAUCUCUGUGUCGGCACGUCUCAUUGCGCCCCCCACGAGGCCCUGACUCAGGUGUCCUUCGAUUUCAAGGACAACGGCAUCGUCUUCAACUUCAAGCAUAUCGACCACUACAAGUACGAAGAUGUAGCCGUCUACAUCGAGCGUGGUCAGCCUCCCACAGAGGACUCUUUCAAGUACAACAAGAAGAGCGACCACUGCAAAGCCAAGAACGACUACAAGGAGGCCAAGUGCUUGGUUCCCUUCUUCUCCCUCUCGGAUGGCGGCUCUUACAGCGACCUCUGUCCCCUCGAGGACAAUGGAGGCUGGAGACUUUACAUCAAGGUCAAGGCCACCGUUUCCCACGGGCAAAAGAAGUACGAGCUCUACAGCCGCUCUCCCGAUAUCAACGAGAAGUACUUCGUUGUCAGCUACACCUGCGCUGAGUGCAAGGAGUACAAGCACAAGAAGAUCGAGUUGAUUGAGGAAAAGGAAGAAGCAGAGGCCGAGGCCGAAGAAUCUGAAGAAGAAAAGGAGUACAAGAAGAAGAAGGAAGAGGCUGAGGAAGAGGCCGAGGAGGCUAAGAAGAAGUACAAGAAGAAGAAAGAGGAGGAAGAAGCUGAAGCUGAGGCUGAAGAAGAAAAGGAGAAGAAGUAUAAGAAGAAGAAGAAGGAAGAGGAGGAAGCCGAGGCUGAGGCUGAGGCGGAGGAAAGGAAGAAGAAAUACAAGAAGGAGGAAGAGGAGGAGGCUGAAGCUGAAGAGGAAGAAGAGAAGCACAAGGAGCAUCAUCAUGAGCAUUACCACAAGCAUCACCAUAACCAUGGUCACAACCAUGCUCAUCGUCAUGGACACAGACACGGUCACCUCCACGGUCAUCUUCACAAGGAGCAUCACCAUCAUGAUCACCGCCAUAAGAACCAUCAUCAUGACCCUCAUCAUAAGCAUCAUGCUCGUUCUUAUGAUCAUCAUGACCACCAUAAGUACCACGAUCCUGUACAUUACCAUCAUGACCACCACGAUGGUCACAAGCAUCACGAUCCCGGUCACCACGGUCAUCACGAUGGUCAUGAUCACUACAAGCUCCAUCACUACUAUGAUCCCAACAGCCACCGCGACUUCAAUGCUUUCUUGGACGACUACUUUAAGCACUUCGGUUAUCACUACCACCACGCCGAUCCCGGUCAUCGCCAUGGCCAUCACAGUCAUCAUGACGGCCAUCAUCAUGGUCACCACGAUGGUCACCACCACCAUGAUCCUUACAAGCAUCUCUACGGCGAGCAUCACGAUGGAAACCACCAUUAUGAGCACCACGACGGAAAGCAUCACCACAAUGAGCAUCACAAGCAUCAUCAUGUUGAGCACCACAACCAUCACCACGGUCACAACGAGCAUCAUAACCAUCAUCACGGUCACAAGCACCACCACGGUGAGCACCAUGAUGGAUAUAACCACCACCAUGCUCGCGGCUUACUCGAGGAAGAUGGAGAGAAGCACCAUGGACAUAAGCACCACCACGGACAUCAUCAUGGACAUAACCACAGCCACGCUCAUGACCAUGUUCACAAGCACCGUCACAAGCAUUUUGACGACCAUGUCCACUAUAAGGAGCAUCAUGUUUACUAUGACUAUAAGGACGAUGCCCACCACGACGGUCGCCACCAUGGGUAUGAUCAUCACGAUCCUCAAAAGUACCAUUAUGGUCAUCAUGAUGGCCACCACGGUCACCACGGUCAUCACCACCAUGAUCCUCAUAAGCAUCACUACAGCCAUGAGUACGACUACGGCCACUACAAGCGAUCUGAGCACAAGGAUCCAGUUACCAUCUACUACAAGGAAAAGUCCGAUCACUCUCGCACUCACAUUGAUGCUUCCAAGAAGGAAAAGGCAUCCAAGAGUGAGCUCGAGGCCGAGAAGCACAAGAAGCUUUUGGAAGAGGCCAGCAAGAAGGACGAGUACAAGUACAAGCACAAGGGCGAUCCUGAGCACAAGUAUCACUCCGAAGAGGAUAAGUACAAGCAUGAGAAAGAGCACGGGCACAAGUACAAGUACGGACCCAAAUACGAGCAUGAGCAUGAGCAUGAUAAGAGGUCUGCUCCCGAGCAUGGUGAUUACAAGUCCAAGGAGGAGGUCAAAGAGGUUCUGAAGGGACACUUCCAAGAGGCUCUCAACAAGUUCUACCGCGCUUACUUCGCAAAGAAGGAGCACAAGCACUAUGAGCACGAGAAGCCUGAGGAGAAGUACGACUCUGGUCACUACAAGCACAAGGAGUACAAGCAUGAGGAACCUGAAAAGGAACACCACUCUGGUCACCAUGAGCACAAGGAGUACGAACCUAAGCACUACGAGCAUAAGGAGCAUGAGCCUAAGGAAGAGCACAAAGAGCACCACUACAAGCACCCAAAGGAGCAUGAGCACGAGCACGAGCAUGAGCCCAAGAAGUACCAUCAUGAUGAGAAUGAGGAACAUGAAGAACAUGAGGACAAGCCUGAAAGGAAGCAUCACUACGGCCAUGAGCAGAAGGAGCAUGAGCAUGAGCACGAGCCCACCACCGAGUUCGAGAAGUCCUCUCACUAUUCCGCCAAGAAGGCGAGCUUGGAGAGUGAGAAGGAAAAGGCCAAACACGAGGCUUUGGAGAAGCUUUGGGAUGCCCGCAUCACUCAUGAGCGCAAGUUCAAAGAGAAGCUUUUCUUCCUUGAAGUCGGCCACUGGGGCAAGAAGGGUGCCCACAAGCGCUCUCUUGAGUCCAAGCCUAGCGAGGCUACUGAGAUUGACGUCAACAGUGCCAAGGUCGAAGAGUACAUUGAGGAAGCUGAGGACAAAAUCUUGGACAGAAUCGAGAAGGCCAUCCGAACAGCUAUCAAGAAGACCGGUGCGAACCCUAGCACUGAAACUAUCAUCGAGUUCCUCCAGAAGCUUGAGGAGGUCAUCGAGAAGGUAUUCGCAGAUAACUUCCACAAGAUCGUCCGCCGCAUCGUCAAGAUUAAGGGUGUUGCAAAGCCUGAUGAGGAUCUCAUUUAUGAUACUCUUACUAUUGCUAUCCAGGAUACCGUCAAGAUUGCCGACAAGAUCUUCGUCAAGGCCAUCAAGGAUCUGGGCGAUAGCCCUUCAGAUGAGGAGGUCGAACACGCCAUCAAGACGGUUCUGAAGCUUCUCGAUGAGGUCAUCGACAAAGAAAUCCGCAAGGCCCUCAUAAUCAUCUUCAAGUUGGAGGAGGAGACCGCUGAGACUACUGAAUCCACCGAGCAUGGUAAGCACGAUAAGCGCUCCGAUCCCUAUGACGACACCACGGUCGAGAAGGCUGUUGAGAAGACCGUUGAGAAAUGGGCUGCUAAGUACGUCGAGGAAGAUGAGAAGAAGCACAAGCCCCUGAAGCGCUCCGUGCGAUUCGCCCGACUCUACAACUGA
Fusarium mangiferae is the source of this 3582-nucleotide messenger RNA. RefSeq lists its product as uncharacterized. Bases 1 to 3582 code for a protein of 1193 amino acids. Gene Ontology annotation, cellular component: endoplasmic reticulum; ER to Golgi transport vesicle membrane; Golgi stack. The record is from RefSeq and is a predicted model, not a curated record. The transcript has 3 exons. Gene Ontology annotation, biological process: transcytosis; endoplasmic reticulum to Golgi vesicle-mediated transport; membrane fusion. Lineage: Eukaryota; Fungi; Ascomycota; Sordariomycetes; Hypocreales; Nectriaceae.